Carica papaya (papaya) is the source of this 1093-nucleotide messenger RNA. RefSeq names its product peroxidase E5-like. NCBI's taxonomy places the organism in Eukaryota, Viridiplantae, Streptophyta, Magnoliopsida, Brassicales, Caricaceae. The record is from RefSeq and is a predicted model, not a curated record. Gene Ontology annotation, molecular function: peroxidase activity; heme binding. Gene Ontology annotation, biological process: response to oxidative stress; hydrogen peroxide catabolic process.
CUCAUCUUCUGCCUCAUAGCAGCUUUACAACUAUGUCUUCUUCCACCCUUCACUUCUGCCUUGCAGCUACAGCUCUUUUCUUUACGGCUUUUCUCCGUGGACCUUCCCUGUCUCACGCUCAAUUAUCUCCUACGUUUUACGACGUGACAUGUCCAAACGUAACGAACAUCAUUCGAGAUAUCAUUUCUAAAGAAUUACAGACUGAUCCUCGUAUUACCGCUAGCUUAAACAGGCUCCAUUUCCAUGAUUGCUUUGUUAAUGGUUGCGAUGCAUCGAUUUUGCUAGAUAAUAGUCCGACAAUAGAAAGUGAGAAAGAGGCGCUGGCAAACAAUAACUCGCUAAGAGGUUUUGAUGUUGUCGACAGGAUGAAGAGUAGAUUGGAGAGUGCAUGUCCUGGAAUUGUUUCUUGUGCUGAUAUACUCACCAUAGCAUCUCAACUAUCUAUCAAUUUGUCAGGAGGUCCUUCAUGGACAAAUCUAUUGGGAAGGAGAGAUAGUUUGACAGCCAGUCGAGCUCUUGCUAAUUUAACCAUUCCUUCACCAUUUGAUACUCUUGAUCAACUCAAACAAAGGUUUAUAAAUGUCAGCCUCAAUGGUGAUACCGACUUGGUUGCACUCUCUGGUGCUCACACAUUUGGAAGAGCUCGAUGCUUAGGAUUCUCUCCUCGAUUAUUCAAUUUCAAUAACACCAGUGCUCCGGAUCCAACUCUCAACACUACCUUUUUACCAGUACUUCAACAGAUAUGUCCUCAAGGUGGGAACCAAAGUGUCAUCACUGAUCUUGAUCUAACUACACCUAAUACUUUCGACAACGCCUAUUUCUCCAACCUUCAGAUUGGAAAGGGUUUGCUUCAAAGUGAUCAAGAAUUGCUCUCAACUCCUGGCGCCGAUACUGCUAAUCUCGUCAAUCAAUUUAGCAGUAAUACUACUGCUUUCUUCGAAGCUUUCGUAUUAUCUAUGAUAAGAAUGGGAAAUCUUAGUGUGUUAACGGGAACUGCAGGAGAAAUUAGAUUGAACUGUAGAGUAAUUAAUGGAGUCUCUACUUUAUCCGAUGAUAAUUUGGUAAGUUCAAUAUGAACGAAUAAAGUACUAAA